This is a messenger RNA of Cervus elaphus (red deer), 3710 nucleotides long. It is a transcript of the gene RNF145, whose product is annotated as ring finger protein 145. Gene Ontology annotation, molecular function: ubiquitin protein ligase activity; zinc ion binding. Bases 479 to 2488 code for a protein of 669 amino acids. Gene Ontology annotation, cellular component: endomembrane system; endoplasmic reticulum. The record is from RefSeq and is a predicted model, not a curated record. Lineage: Eukaryota; Metazoa; Chordata; Mammalia; Artiodactyla; Cervidae. The transcript has 13 exons.
GCCGCAGAGCGCCGGGGGCGGGAGGAGUGAACGAAGAAGGCCAUGGCUGCCGCCGGCUGCUAAGGAGCUCGGCCCGCGAGCGCCUGCCGCCGCGGACGAUGGUGACCGCACGGGUCGGGCUGCUGCCGCCUCCGCUGCCGCCGCCUCCCGAGACGCAGCAUCCAAGGCCCGGCGCGGAGAAGCCGCCGCUGUGAGCCGCGCCGUCCCGGCCCCUGCUGCCGCCGCCCGAGAAGAGCGGGAGGGCAGGCGAGCGAGAGAGCCUGGGAGUUGCGGAGCCCUUCUGUCCGCCGGCGGCGCCUCUCCUGGGGAGGGAGGCCGCAGCCUGAGUUGAAAGAUGGCCCUUGUAUGCAGAGUGGAUUCCCAGAGUGGAUGUUUGCUGAUUUGGAGAUGACCAGAAACCACAGAACCGCUAGUAGUUUACGUGGAAAUCAGGAGAUGUGAAUUCUGUUCCCUUUUUGGGUCUGCUCCAAGAAAAAACAUGGCUGCCAAGGAGAAACUGGAGGCAGUGCUGAACGUGGCCCUGCGGGUGCCGAGCAUCAUGCUGCUGGAUGUCCUCUACCGCUGGGAUGUCAGCUCCUUCUUCCAGCAGAUUCAAAGAAGUAGCCUCAAUAACAACCCUCUUUUCCAGUACAAGUAUUUGGCUCUCAAUAUGCAUUAUGUAGGUUAUAUCUUGAGUGUUGUGCUACUAACCUUGCCCAGGCAGCAUCUGGUUCAGCUUUAUCUAUAUUUUUUGACGGCCCUGCUCCUCUAUGCUGGACAUCAAAUCUCCAGGGACUAUGUUAGAAGUGAACUGGAGUCCGCCUAUGAAGGACCAAUGUAUUUAGAACCUCUCUCCAUGAAUCGAUUUACCACAGCCUUAAUAGGUCAGCUGGUGGUGUGUACGUUAUGCUCCUGUGUCAUGAAAACGAAGCAGAUUUGGCUCUUUUCAGCUCACAUGCUUCCUCUGCUAGCACGCCUCUGCCUUGUUCCUCUGGAGACAAUUGUUAUCAUCAACAAAUUUGCUAUGAUUUUUACUGGUCUGGAAGUUCUCUAUUUUCUUGGGUCUAACCUUCUAGUACCUUAUAAUCUUGCCAAGUCUGCAUACAGAGAGUUGGUUCAGGUAGUGGAGGUGUAUGGCCUUCUAGCCUUGGGAAUGUCCCUGUGGAAUCAGCUGGUAGUCCCUGUAUUGUUCAUGGUUUUCUGGCUCGUCUUAUUUGCUCUUCAGAUUUACUCCUAUUUCAGUACUCGAGAUCAGCCUGCCUCACGAGAGAGGCUUCUUUUCCUUUUCCUGACAAGUAUUGCUGAAUGCUGCAGCACUCCUUACUCACUUUUGGGUUUGGUCUUCACGGUUUCUUUUGUUGCCUUGGGUGUUCUGACACUCUGCAAGUUUUACUUGCAGGGUUACCGAGCUUUCAUGAAUGAUCCUGCCAUGAAUCGGGGCAUGACAGAAGGAGUUACGCUGUUAAUCCUGGCGGUGCAGACUGGUCUGAUAGAACUGCAAGUUGUUCACCGGGCAUUCCUGCUCAGUAUUAUCCUUUUCAUUGUUGUAGCUUCUAUUCUCCAGUCUAUGUUAGAGAUUGCAGAUCCUAUUGUUUUGGCGCUGGGAGCAUCUAGAGACAAGAGUUUAUGGAAACACUUCCGUGCGGUGAGCCUUUGUUUAUUUUUACUGGUAUUCCCUGCUUAUAUGGCUUACAUGAUUUGCCAGUUUUUCCACAUGGAUUUUUGGCUUCUUAUCAUUAUUUCUAGCAGCAUUCUCACCUCUCUUCAGGUUCUGGGAACACUUUUUAUUUAUGUCUUAUUUAUGGUCGAGGAAUUCAGAAAAGAGCCAGUAGAAAACAUGGACGAUGUCAUCUACUAUGUGAAUGGCACUUACCGCCUGCUGGAGUUUCUCGUGGCCCUGUGUGUGGUGGCCUAUGGCGUCUCAGAGACCAUCUUUGGAGAAUGGACAGUGAUGGGCUCAAUGAUCAUCUUCAUCCAUUCCUACUAUAAUGUGUGGCUUCGGGCCCAGCUGGGGUGGAAGAGCUUCCUGCUCCGCAGGGACGCUGUGAAUAAGAUUAAAUCAUUACCCAUUGCUACGAAGGAGCAGCUGGAGAAGCACAACGAUAUUUGUGCCAUCUGUUAUCAGGACAUGAAAUCUGCCGUGAUCACACCGUGCAGUCACUUCUUCCACGCAGGCUGCCUCAAAAAGUGGCUGUACGUCCAGGAGACCUGCCCGCUCUGCCACAGCCAGCUCAAGAACGCCUCACAGCUGCCUGGCUUAGGCGCCGAGCCGGCCCCACAGCCUCCCACUGGAGCCGAGCAGCACGUGCUCCAGGGAGGCACUGAAGCCCCGGGCCAGGAGCAGCCUCGGGGGCCUGGGGCACAAGAAGGUUCUAGAGAUAAGGACGAGGGUGUUGCCGGAAAAUCAGAUAGCCAGGAAGGGACUUGUGAGCCCAAGGAAAAUCCUCCUGGUGCAAAAGAUGAAGCUCUUCCUGUUGAGGUCCGCCUAGAAGAGAAGCAGCAGGAGUAGCACUUCCCUCUCCGGAGAUGAAGUUAACUCACAGUAGAGUCCGUGCUCAGAUUUGAAGAGCGAAUGUAUGAGGUGAUUAGGCAGGAAACUUGACAUUCCAAGGAUCUAAUCCAGGAAGUGCUCUCAGUGGAGACCACCUGCUUUCAUCCCCUUGACACUGGGGGAGAAAGUUUGCAGUGUAUGCUAAUCAAAAUGUAUAUAUCCUAUGCUGGUGUUUGGUAGAGGUUUGCCAAGAAGAUUCAACCUCAGGAACUUCAGAAACAGCCCCUGAUUUGUAAGGGAUAAAUGAGAUUUGAGCAUCUGAAAGGGGCUGAAGGAAGGAGGAUGACAAGCAUGAGGACGGCACAGGAGGCAGCAGGCAGAGGUGGAACUGAUCCUUCACUCUACGGAACAGGACCGUUCUUGUUACAGAGUAUGAGUGGUGACCAGCCCUUUUUUCCCGCCCCCUUUCCCCUCAGUUAAUUGGAACUCAGUCAGGUGAUUAUCUGUACAGCACUGAAAUGAAAUCAAAGAUGUAAAAGCAUUGAUUGUAUUCAAAGAUUGAAGCACGCUCAUACUUCGUAUGUGCUUUGGGGGAGGGGGUGGGAGGGCACGUGGGCCUUGCGGGUGCAUUCAUGUAAUCCGAGACUCUUGAACUUUAUGAUGGAGUCUUCAAUAUUUUGAUGUAUAUGAAACUUUUGUUAAUACACUGUAUACUGUGUUGGCUGUGUGAAGUAAACUAAAACUCUAAUGAACACUUUGGAGUCCACGUUAAUGUAGGAGACCAAAGUGGGAAGGGCUUUAGGGCACUGAGAAAGGCCCUGAGUGUACUUUCCAAUCCUGUGUAAUGUUUAAUUCUUGGCAACUGAAUCAAAGCAGUGUUAAAUUAUGGCAAUAUUUGCACUUUGGGAAUGAGUACAUAACGUAUGAUCACACUCUGCAAAUGCCACUUUUAAAUCUGUUAAUAGACUUUGCACCUUUUCUUUGACAAGGAUGUGUCAUAUUUAAAUUUUUACAUUCAUCAUGGCUACAGGUAGAACUAGGGAGGGGGGAAUGUAAUUUUUUAUGGGAAUUUUGAUAUGAAAAGAAACUAGUCAUUUAUUUAUACAAUAGGCUUGGCUCAAAAAGUGUUUUUCAACUUGGUAUUCCUAAUGUGGGAUGUGACUUUAUUUUAUUUUUAGUAGCAGAUUUGGAUGUAGACUGACAUAGCUGAAUGUCUUAAUAAAUUUAAAUUUGAAGAUAA